This is a messenger RNA of Microdochium trichocladiopsis, 2119 nucleotides long. RefSeq names its product major facilitator superfamily domain-containing protein. Lineage: Eukaryota; Fungi; Ascomycota; Sordariomycetes; Xylariales; Microdochiaceae. Gene Ontology annotation, biological process: transmembrane transport. The record is from RefSeq and is a predicted model, not a curated record. The transcript has 3 exons. The coding region runs from base 491 to 1858 and encodes 455 amino acids. Gene Ontology annotation, molecular function: transmembrane transporter activity.
GUCAUUCAUCACUCUGGCGUAUCCCUGCAUCUACACAUACAUACACAUUCUCGCCACUCUUGCUGGACACCAGGCCGUCCACCAUGGCUCCCACUGUCGACACAACGGAGUUGGAACAGUCAUUCUUCAGAGCUCGUGCGGCACGGCACCAUGAGCCGUUUCCCGAAGAGGAUUGUCCACCCCUCAGACUCAACACCAGAACCCUCCUUGCUACCACCGCUGUCUGUGUUGUCUAUUUCGCUCAGCUCAUCGCAAUCAUGGGUGCCACUGCUGUAAGUCCGCUGUUGACUGUUCCGAUCAGUUGAGAAUUACUUCUGACCUGCCCUUUCUUGCCCAGCAAGCCAGAGAAAUCGCGAAGGCUUUCGAGGCCUUGGACUACGCAGUCUGCUUCCCUGUGUCUCUCACCAUACUUCCUGUCCUUCUCGGACCCAUCUUCUCUCAGGCUGCCGAAAGCGUGGGCCGCAAGUGGUUCCUCGUGGCCCCGACUGUCAUGGGCGGAGUAGGCUCCGUGAUUGUGGCCACUGCUCCUUCGUUUACCGUGGCCAUCCUUGGUCACUGUGUCAUGGGCUGCGGCCUCGCCAACCAGCCACUACUGUUCACUAUCAUCGCUGAGAUUCUGCCUCGCCGCUGGAGAAGUUUCGGUCACGCCAGCCUCAUGGUCACCAGUUGCCUCGGAAGCACUGUCGGACUUCUUGUAGUGGGAGGCAUUCCUCCCCAAGACCAUUUCGGAGCCUGGCGGACCUACUACUUUGUCAACCUCGGAUGCCACGCCGUCGGGGUCCUCUUUGCAGUCCUGGCAUAUCGUUCUCCAAGCCCAGAUAUGCCUGAGGUUGUUCAAAGGAGGGAGCUUACGAGAAUGGACUGGCCUGGGUACACCAUAUUGUUCUUUGCGCUCUCCGCUUUCAGCGCCAGUUUCUUCAUCUCCCACGCACCCACUUCGGCCGAACAAGACUCGGCAAUCCCAGGCUUUCUCGUGGGUCUGCUGAUGGUCAUCGCCCUGCUUAUUUAUGAGCUCGUCGGACGGAAAGAUGGGUUUCUGAAUCACAACCUAUUCCUGCACCGCAACUUCGCACUCGCCACCUUGUCACUCUUUGGGGCAGGGGUGUCAUUCGCCGCUUUCGAGUGGUGCUUUCUCACCCAGACCGUUAAUCUGUAUGAUGCGGAUCCUUUCCUAUCUGGCGUGCGCUCCAUUGUCACGUUGGUCUCCGCCAUGAUCGCAGCGCCCCUUGCAGCUUGGUAUUGUUGUGCGAAGAGGAAGAUCAGAGGUGCAAGCGUAGUCGGAUUCGCUGCGUGUCUCGCAUUCUACAUUGCCAUGGCGCACACAGAUCAGACUACCAACAUCCAGACGUGGAUCUACCCUACCUUCUUGGGAGCGGCAAUGGGAAUUCUGAUGGUUACCCUGCCCACCUCCGCACAACUCAGCAUUCCAAGUCAGCUCCUCUCAAUGGGCACCGCUUUGCUCAUCUGCGGCUUCAUACUGGGCCGGUCCAUUGGCUUCAUCAUCUACGACCACCUCGUACAAAGUGCCAUGGUGGAAGGUUACCCAGCCAUCGUCCACAGACUGCUUUACUCGGGAUCGCCGAAGGAAUUCGCAGACGAGGUCAUCACUUACCUGAAGUCCAACCAAGCCGGACCCCUACCAGACGUGCCGGGUUUGACAGACGCCAUUCUUGACGAUGGUAUGGCUGCACUAAAGGCCUGCUAUGUGGCUGCAUUCAAGAAGGCCUGGAUUGCCGCUGGCUGUUUUGCUGGAGUAUCGAUGUUGACUGCCUCCCCGAUGGACAACCCUGAAGAGCAGUUCACAAUGAAGAUCGACGUGCCUCUUGAAAGCACCGCUGAAGUGGAGCCGAAGCCGUGACUGGCCGAGAUUGUCGACCGGGCGAAGUUGUACUUUUUAGCAAGAGCUGCCUUCCAGGCCCUGGAGAAACGUUUGCAGGAGGACAGGCCCUGGCCCGAUCCCCGUGCAUAAGUCGCUGGGUGGGCAAAAGGCCAAAGCCGACAUGGAGAUGGACAUCAAGAAGUUUGGGAGGCCGAUGAGGUGAUAAUGUGCCAUGCAGGGUGUCUAGAGAGUAUUCAAUAGUUCUUUCUUAAGCAAUGCAGACACCCAAUACUUACACUG